Molecule: messenger RNA, 2326 nt
Organism: Ailuropoda melanoleuca (giant panda)
Lineage: Eukaryota; Metazoa; Chordata; Mammalia; Carnivora; Ursidae
Gene: IRF4
Product: interferon regulatory factor 4
Exons: 9
Coding region: 171-1526 (451 amino acids)
Biological process (GO): regulation of transcription by RNA polymerase II; immune system process
Cellular component (GO): nucleus
Molecular function (GO): protein binding; RNA polymerase II cis-regulatory region sequence-specific DNA binding; DNA-binding transcription factor activity, RNA polymerase II-specific
Source: RefSeq, a predicted model, not a curated record
UCCGCCCCAGCGGGCUUUUAAGCUUUAUAAGUUCCUCUUUCUCACCUCCGAUACUUAGUUUCACCAGUUGAACUUGGGACCCACCGCUGCCCUCAGCUCCGAGUUGGGGGCGAGAGUGAGUGCAGGAGGCGGAUCCCGGGUGCGAGAGGGCGGCAGUCGGCGCGCCGGGCAUGAACCUGGAAGGCAGCGGCCGCGGCGGGGAGUUCGGCAUGAGCUCCGUGAGCUGCGGCAACGGGAAACUCCGCCAGUGGCUGAUCGACCAGAUCGACAGCGGCAAGUACCCAGGGCUGGUGUGGGAGAACGAGGAGAAGAGCAUCUUCCGCAUCCCCUGGAAGCACGCGGGCAAGCAGGACUACAACCGCGAGGAGGACGCCGCCCUCUUCAAGGCUUGGGCACUAUUUAAAGGAAAGUUCCGAGAAGGCAUAGAUAAGCCAGACCCUCCUACCUGGAAGACCCGUUUGCGAUGUGCUUUGAACAAGAGCAAUGAUUUUGAGGAACUGGUGGAGAGGAGCCAGCUGGACAUCUCAGACCCCUACAAAGUGUACAGGAUUGUUCCUGAGGGUGCAAAAAAAGGAGCAAAGCAGCUCACCCUGGAGGACCCACAGAUGACCAUGAGCCAUCCCUACACCAUGACAGCUCCUUACACCUCACUCCCAGCUCAGCAGGUUCAUAACUACAUGAUGCCGUCCCACGACCGAAGCUGGAGGGAGUACGUCCCUGAUCAGUCCCUCCCAGAAAUCCCGUAUCAGUGUCCCGUGACGUUUGGGUCUCGCAGCCAUCACUGGCAAGGCCCGGCUUGUGAAAAUGGUUGCCAGGUGACAGGAACCUUUUAUGCUUGUGCCCCACCUGAGUCCCAGGCCCCUGGAAUCCCCAUAGAGCCAAGCAUAAGGUCUGCUGAAGCCUUGGCGCUCUCAGACUGUCGACUCCACAUCUGUUUGUACUACCGGGAGAUCUUGGUGAAAGAGCUGACCACGUCUAGCCCAGAAGGCUGUCGGAUCUCCCACGGGCACACUUAUGAUGCCAGUAACCUAGACCAGGUCCUUUUCCCCUACCCAGAGGACAAUGGCCAGAGGAAAAACAUCGAGAAACUCCUGAGCCACCUGGAAAGGGGUGUGGUCCUCUGGAUGGCCCCCGACGGGCUUUAUGCCAAAAGACUGUGCCAAAGCAGGAUCUACUGGGAUGGGCCCCUGGCACUGUGCAGUGACCGGCCCAAUAAACUGGAGAGGGACCAGACCUGCAAGCUCUUUGACACACAGCAAUUUUUAGCAGAGCUGCAAGCUUUUGCUCACCAUGGCCGUCCCCUGCCAAGAUUCCAGGUAACUCUGUGCUUCGGAGAAGAGUUUCCAGAUCCUCAAAGGCAAAGGAAGCUCAUCACUGCUCACGUCGAACCUCUCCUAGCCAGACAACUGUAUUAUUUUGCUCAGCAAAACAGUGGACAUUUCCUGAGGGGCUAUGAUUUACCCGAACACAUUAGCAGUCCAGAGGAUUAUCACAGAUCUAUUCGCCACUCCUCCAUUCAAGAAUGAAAAAUGUCAAGACGAGUGAUUUUAUUUCAUUGUAAAUAUCUGCCUUCGACAGGAACAGCUGAUUGAACUCCCUCUUUUUCUUUUGAGAAACUUGGAAAUUGGGGCUUCAAUUCAACACUUGAGGAUAAUCUCAGCAAGAAUGAGUGUAAAAAAAACCAGCUCCAUCUAAUUGACAGAGGAGCUUAUUCCAAAAGGAAGGACAGUUUUCAGGGUCUUCCGUAGACUGCCAUCUUUGAUGAUUACUGUGAAAAUUGACCAAAGGGUGUGUUUACAUUUACUUAAAUGCUAUCUUUAAUUGGAUGUGGAUUCUUUCUUGCUUGAAAACUGAGAAAACUUGUGUUUCGGUGUUGACCACUAACUAGAGGGAUACAAGCACAUAAGUGUUGUACUAUUUCUCAGGGAAAUAAUAUCUAAAUUGAGGUGACUUUGCCCACAAAAGAAAUGUAUUAAUGCACACAGAAGAUGUUGCUCUUGUAGAAAAUGCUUGCUCUUAGAAUCUUUGACUGAGGUUGGACCACAGUGCCUCCAGCUUUGGGGUAGCUGAUCACCCCACCUGGCCUGGGUCUCACCCCGCUCGGACUUCCCUGCCCUGUCUCGCACUGCUCCUCAUUGGCUCUCUCUCCUUGGGUGCCCUUGGAAGCCAGUUGGUAUUUUCUGGAACCAAAGAGCAUUAGGGCUACUCUUGAUUAGUAUAUUUUUGUCCGUCCUACAAUCCUGUAAUGACUGCUUAAGAUAUUUUUUGUCUGCCUUUUUGUCUCUCAUUCUGUAGAAAUUACUGCUAAAACUUUUUUCAUAAAAAA